Triticum aestivum (bread wheat) is the source of this 1691-nucleotide messenger RNA. RefSeq names its product ricin B-like lectin R40G2. The record is from RefSeq and is a predicted model, not a curated record. NCBI's taxonomy places the organism in Eukaryota, Viridiplantae, Streptophyta, Magnoliopsida, Poales, Poaceae. The transcript has 5 exons. The coding region runs from base 122 to 1333 and encodes 403 amino acids.
GCCGGCCAGCAGCACACACUCGCACCGCACCGAUCGACACAAGGAACACUCGCUCAGCUGCUCACUCUGUAGUCCUCAAAAAAAAAAAAAAAGAGCUGCUCACUCUGUCCCCGUUGUGAUCAUGUUCGGGCACAAGAAGCACAACCAGCCUCCUCCGCCGCCGGCCGGUGCCGGCUACCCGACCGCGUCGCCGCCGAUGCCGCAGCAGGAGCCGACGUUCAAGAUCUUCUGCCGCGCCGAUGAGGCCUACUGCCUCACUAUCCGCCAUGAGGCCGUCGUCCUCGCCCCAACUAACCCCCGCGACGAGUACCAGCACUGGUACAAGGACAUGAGGCACAGCACGCGGGUGAGCGACGCGGAGGGCCACCCGGCGUUCGCGCUGGUGAACAAGGCCACCGGGCUGGCCGUCAAGCACUCGCUCGGCCAGUCCCACCCCGUCAAGCUCAUCCCCUACAACCCGGAGUACCUGGACGAGUCGGUGCUAUGGACGGAGAGCAACGACGUCGGCAAGGGCUUCCGCUGCAUCCGCAUGGUCAACAACCUCAACCUCAGCUUCGACGCCCUCCACGGCGACAAGGACCACGGCGGCGUGCACGACGGCACCGGCGUCGUGCUCUGGGAGUUCUGCAAGGGAGAGAACCAGAGCUGGAAGAUCCUGCCGUGGGGCGCUGACGGCGGGUACGGGUACGGGUACGGCGGCGGCUCGUCCGGCGGCCAGGAUCCGUACGCGCCUCCGCCUGCGUAUGGAGGAGGCUACCGGCCCCCGCCGGCCGGCGCGGAGGCCUACCCACCGCCGCAUGCCCACGGUGCAGAUGCGUACGCGCCGCCCGGUGCAGGGUAUGGGUACGGCAACCUGCACCGCGCGCUGGCGUCCGAGUCCACCGUGCGCGUCAUGUGCGCGGCCGGCGAGGACUACAGCCUCACCGUGAGGAACGGCACCGUGUGCCUCGCGCCCACCAACCCCAGAGACGAAUUCCAGCACUGGGUGAAGGACAUGAGGUACAGCACCAAGAUCAAGGACGAGGAGGGCUACCCUGCGUUCGCCCUGGUGAACAAGAUCACAGGCGAAGCCAUCAAGCACUCCCUGGGGCAGAGCCACCCUGUGAAGCUCGUGGGUUACAACCCGGAGUACAUGGACGAGUCGGUGCUGUGGACGGAGAGCCGCGACGUGGGCAAGGGCUUCCGCUGCGUGCGCAUGGUGAACAACAUCUACCUCAACUUCGACGCGCUCCACGGCGACAAGGACCACGGCGGCGUCCACGACGGCACCGAGGUCGUGCUCUGGGAGUGGUGCAAGGGCGACAACCAGCGCUGGAAGAUCGUCCCCUGGUAGAGUGUGCCUUACUGCCGUCCGCUCCAUGCCGCGUCCGUUGUUCGCGUUCAAGUCGAGAGAAUAAACCCGGACUGCAGCGACGAUCUCAAUGUCAGUGUGCCUACUUGAUCGAGACCGGAUCGCUUCUUUCUAUGAGAAAAAAAUUCAGGAUGUUCAUGAGCUGCAGGGCGGUCUAGCUAAAUUAUCUUUUGAGUGCCGUCUGGAUCGCUAUCUUGAUCCAUGCGCAUGUGUCUUCUCCCGUCUGUGUGUGAGAGAGUGUAGUUCGUUUGCAUUUGGAAGUUUCGAAAGAAUAACAAGUAGUAUGACUGUACUGUACAUUUAUGUUUGUAAUGAACAAAUAUAUGCCUACAUAAGCCAC